Molecule: messenger RNA, 198 nt
Organism: Racocetra persica
Lineage: Eukaryota; Fungi; Glomeromycota; Glomeromycetes; Diversisporales; Gigasporaceae
Source: the annotation of a GenBank genome assembly
AUGCAUAAAUCACCACUCGAUAAUCCAUCCUCAACGGGUUCGGCUUCGAGUCAGGAACGUCAAAGGAGGCCACUCAUUAGCGGUCCUCAAACGAAUGUCCAUCAGCCUGUGGGAAUGCAGCAAACGAAUGUACCGAUUCAAGCAAUACGCCCAAAUAUACAACAGGCUUCUAACACCCAACAAAAUACUUUACAACAG